Molecule: messenger RNA, 2001 nt
Organism: Oxyura jamaicensis (ruddy duck)
Lineage: Eukaryota; Metazoa; Chordata; Aves; Anseriformes; Anatidae
Gene: NPTXR
Product: neuronal pentraxin receptor
Exons: 7
Coding region: 44-1882 (612 amino acids)
Source: RefSeq, a predicted model, not a curated record
GGGAGCGGGAGGCGGAGGAGGCGGCGGUGGGGCUGGGGCGUGGAUGUUUGUCCUUGAGUGUGGUGUUGUCCAACCGGCGGUGGAGCCUUUGGGCCAUUCUUCCCCCUCCUCCCCCUUCCAUCUUCGACAAAAAACUGCAGAGGAGCUCCGGAGCCUUGAGGGACGGAUGGAAGAGGACUGGAGCCCCCACCCCCUGAGCCUUCCCCCCCACGGUGCAUGCAGUCUCUUCCAUUCCUCUGUUCCCCCCCGCCACGACACCGACCCUACCGUCCUCGCCCUCCUUGGCCCGCGGCCUGGAUCCGCCAUCUCCUGUGCUGCGGCGGCUGCUCCAGGCCCCCCGGGACAAGGAGGAGAGGGGCGUGAGGCGAAGCGCCGUGCCUGGAAGGUGCCGGUGACAAAGCUGGGGCCGUGGGGCUGCCCCACGCCGCAAACCGUCCCACGCUGGCUUCCCCUUCCCUCGAACUAUUGGUGCUACCUUGGCAGUUGUGCGGCCGCUUUCAGGUGGCCUGCUCCCUCCUCUUCCUCCUCCUCCUCCUCCGACAAUGACUCGGCCGCCGCCGCCCUGCUCCCCCCCGCCGACAAGGGGCUGGGGGCCCUGCACGGCCCCGCCGAGGCUCUGGCCAGCGCCGGCCCGAGGCUCCCCGGCUCGCCGCCGCCUCUCUUCAGCCGCUUCGUGUGCACGCCGCUGAGCGCCGAGUGCCCGGCGGCCACCGGCCCCGCGGCCACCGGCCCCGAGGAGCUGCUGGCCCUGCGCAGCGCCGCGGCCCAGCUCCGCCGCACGGCGCUGGAGCAGAAGGAGCGGAUCCGCAUGGACCAGGAGACCAUCCGCGAGCUCACCGGCAAGCUCAGCCGCUGCGAGGGGGGCUUACGGGCACCCCCGGCCCCCGCCGCCGGGCUCCGCGCCGCCCCGAGGCCCGGCACCAUGGGGCACCCCCCCGCCGAGCCGCCCGCCGUGAGGGAGCUGGAGGAGGCGGUGAGAGCCCUCCAGGACCGCAUCGACCGCAUCGAGCAGGAGCUGCCGGCCCGCACCAACGGCUCGGUGCCCACCGCCCCGGCGCUCGCCCGCGACGCGCUGCACACCAAGAUGGAGCAGCUGGAGGAGCAGCUCCUCUCCAAGAUCCUGACCCUGCAGAAGGAGCGGCAGGCCGCCAACACUGACCGCAGCCAGCAGCAGCACGACAUCGAGAAGGAGCUCAACUCCCUGCAGAGCCGGGUGGCAGAGCUGGAGCACGGAGCUCCAGGCUACAGCCCUCCCGACGCCUUCAAGGUGACCAUCCCGGUGCAGAACAACUACAUGUACGCCCGCAUGAAGAAGAGCCUGCCGGAGCUCUACGCCUUCACCAUCUGCAUGUGGCUCAAGUCCAAGGCCUUGGCGGGACUCGGCACCCCUUUCUCUUACUCCGUCCCGAGCCAAGCCAACGAGAUCGUGCUGCUGGAGUGGGGCACCAACCCCCUGGAGCUGCUCAUCAAUGACAAGGUCGCCCAGCUGCCGCUGAGCCUGAAGGACAAGGCCUGGCACCACAUCUGCGUGGCGUGGACCACCCGGGACGGCAAGUGGUCGGCGUACCAGGACGGCGAGCAGCGGGGCGCCGGCGAGAACCUGGCCUCGUGGCACGCCAUCAAGCCCCAGGGCGUCAUCAUCCUGGGCCAGGAGCAGGACACGCUGGGCGGCCGCUUCGACGCCACGCAGGCCUUCGUGGGGGAGCUGGCGCAGUUCGGCGUGUGGGACCACAUGCUGGCUCCGGCGGAGAUCCUGGCCUUGGCCAACUGCACCUCCCGCCUGCAGGGCAACGUCAUCCAGUGGGACGACCAGGCCGUGGAGGUCUUCGGGGGGGCCGGCAAGGGCGCCUUCACCGCCUGUGACGAGGGGAGGAAGGCGUGAGCGGCCCCCCCCAGCGCCGAGGUGCCCGCGGACGGCAGGACAAGCCCCUUUGUCCCCUCCCAGACCAGCCACCACCUCCACCACCGCAACGGGGCCAUGCUCCGUGCCCCCAUGGCAGC